Molecule: messenger RNA, 1680 nt
Organism: Malassezia restricta
Lineage: Eukaryota; Fungi; Basidiomycota; Malasseziomycetes; Malasseziales; Malasseziaceae
Product: choline oxidase
Exons: 1
Coding region: 1-1680 (559 amino acids)
Molecular function (GO): oxidoreductase activity, acting on CH-OH group of donors; flavin adenine dinucleotide binding
Source: RefSeq, a predicted model, not a curated record
AUGCCGAUGCAAGCGUUUCGUCGAUUGUCAUCCCUGACGUCGCACCUGCUCCCUCAAGAAGACACAGAAUUUGACUAUGUGAUUGUGGGUGGUGGCACGGUUGGCUGUGUACUCGCCAACCGUCUCACAGAAGACGCGGGUGUGUCUGUGGCUGUAAUUGAAGGUGGGCCAUCCGACGAAAAGGAAGACCGCGUGCUGAACCUGCGCCGCUGGCUCGAGCUACUGGACAGUGAUCUUGACUAUGGCUAUACUACGACUGAGCAGCCGCGUGGUAACUCGCACAUUCUUCACUCUCGUGCUCGUGUUCUUGGCGGCUGUUCCUCGCACAACACGCUGAUUUCUUUCUUCCCCUUCAAUGCGGAUCUCGACAACUGGCGCGACUAUUAUGGAUGUCCUGACUGGGAUGCCAAGACACUUCAACCGUACGGAUCGCGUCUCAAAAUGAACAUUGUACCCAUCGCACCUCAGCAGCGUAACCACGUUGUGCGUGACUGGGUCAAAGCCAGCUCAGAGGUGACAGGUGCGCCAGUGUUCGAGGAUAUGAAUGCGCAAAUCGCAUUCCGCGGUGGCUUCGACAAGGGUGUCGGCUUCUUUAACAUUUCGUACGAUCCGUACAAUGGCUAUCGCAGUAGUGCUAGCACGGCGUACAUGCAUCCCAUUCUGCCAAAUGGCAUGACGCCACGCAAAAACCUACAUAUGUUCUUUGAAACCUGGGCUCAUGCGCUGGAGUAUGAUGCUCAAGACCCUCUUCGCGUGCGUGGUGUGCGUGUCACUACGAAGAAUGGCGCGUCGAAGCUGAUCCGUGCUCGUCGCGAGGUGAUUCUCUGUGCGGGUGCCUUUGACACGCCACGCCUGCUCCUCUUAUCAGGUAUCGGUUCCAGGAGUGACCUGGAUAAGGUGGGAAUUCCUUGCCGCCACGAUUUACCGGGUGUUGGUCUCAACCUGAAUGAUCACCCCGAAUCGAUCAUUAUCUGGGAGACGCGCCACACCCCUCCAGAGACCGUCAUGUCGUCCGAUGCUGGUCUCUUUGUGCGUGCGCUACCACAGAAUGCCGAGCCGGUCCCGCACCCCGGCCCUGAUCUCAUGUUCCACAUCUACCAGGUGCCCUUCACGGAAAACACAGCCCGCGAAGGAUAUCCUUCGCCCGAGCAUGCUAUUUGCAUGACGCCUAAUGCCAUGCGCUCACGAGGACGCGGCAAGCUCUGGCUCGCAAGUUCUGAUCCUACGGCUAAGCCCAUGAUCGACUUCAAGUACUUUGAAGACAAAGAUGGCUACGACGAGCGCCUGAUGGUGGAAGGUAUCAAGAUCGCUCGCAAAGUGGCUCAACAAGAACCUUUCCGUCAGCACCUCGUCCGUGAGGUCGCUCCAGGCCCGGCUUGCCAGACGGACGAAGAGAUUAGCAAGUAUGCUCGCUCUGUUGCCCACACCGUGUACCAUCCUGCAGGCACAUGCCGCAUGGGAACGCCUAAUGAUGCUUCGGAAGAUGGCAAGACUGUGGUCGUGGACCAAAAAGACCUCAAGGUCGUCGGAAUGCGUUCCUUGCGCAUUUGUGACGCCAGCGUACUCCCCACGCUGCCUUCAGUGAAUCCCAUGCUGACCAUUCUCAUGGUAGGGGAGCGUGGCGCUGAGCUGAUUCGCAAGGAUGCGUGGGUGAAUGGCGAACGCCGCACGGAUUGGUAG